Alternaria incomplexa is the source of this 804-nucleotide messenger RNA. RefSeq lists its product as uncharacterized. The transcript has 4 exons. Gene Ontology annotation, molecular function: protein binding. The record is from RefSeq and is a predicted model, not a curated record. NCBI's taxonomy places the organism in Eukaryota, Fungi, Ascomycota, Dothideomycetes, Pleosporales, Pleosporaceae. Bases 1 to 804 code for a protein of 267 amino acids.
AUGCGCUGUUUCACCUCCGGCGAAUACACGGACCUUACUAUCAAAUGCGGAGCCGACAUCCACAAAGUUCACAAGAUCAUCGUGUGCAAGCAAGUAAGCUUCUUCACUACAGCUCUCAGGUUUAGUGGCAAGGAAGCGCAGACAGAUGUCAUUGAUCUCCCCGAGGACGAACCGAACGUAAUCGCCUCUCUUAUCCAAUACCUUUACACAGGCAAAUACCAAGACGACUUCUCUACAACCCCAAGGAAUGCGCAUGCGAGCCCGAUCACGCCCUCCAACAUCCCAAUUCAGCGGACUGAGACCUGGGAUGUCAUGGGAGACCCGUAUACCUAUGAUUUCCCGCACACUUGCACAGAGGAAUGUGGAAAGAGGACAUUAUGUCCCCAUCAUUACUGCGACCAUGAUACUUGCAGUUUGGCUUGCAAGGCCUUCAUCUGCGACGAAUGCUGCUUAGUCGGGCGUCUUGGAGGACCACCCCAGCUUCUCAAGCACUCGAAGAUGUAUGCAACCGCUAACAAGUACGAUGUCACUGGCCUCAAAGAGCUAGCAGUCAAGUACUUUCAGGUCGCUUGCGACGGAUGUUGGGACGUGGAGUCUUUCGCCGUCACCAUCGACCAUGUCUUUUGUUCGACCCUUCCCGAGGACACCGGCUUGAGGUCGAUAAUUAUCGAUACUAUGUCUAACAAUAUGCCAUCGAAGAUGAAGAGGGUCAUGACCAGCGACACCACCGGCAAGGCCAGCAAGAAUGAGGAAGAAGCUGAUGAAGGCGAGGGUGCUGGAGACGAAGAGAUUGAUGCUCUCUGA